AAUUCAGUGACUUUGUUAAAUUGUCUUUCUUUUAUAAGCAGCACGUGUAGACGCGGUUGACUUCAUUAUCGUCGCAUGAAAUUAAUAGGUUACAUAUAUAACAAUGCCAUCUGACGCGAAGAAACGAGCACAGCAAAAGAAAAAAGAACAAGCGAGCAAUAGAAAUAAAAAACCCAUCGCGAAAGUAAACGCGGAUCAGAAUGGUGCAGACACCAACGGUACUAAAGAAGAACGUGAGCUCACCGCUGAAGAGGCAUUAUGUCUCAAGUUGGAAGCUGAAGCAAAGAUGAAUUCUGAAGCAAGGUCAUGCACUGGUACUCUGGCCGUCCAUCCACGAUCUAGGGACAUCAAGAUAGCUAAUUUCUCCAUCACUUUCUAUGGAAGUGAACUGUUACAGGACACCCUGUUGGAAUUGAACUGUGGCAGAAGAUAUGGCCUUGUGGGAUUGAAUGGAUGUGGAAAGUCUUCCCUGCUCGCCGCGCUCGGUCGGCGCGAAGUGCCGAUACCGAAUCACAUAGAUAUCUUCCACUUGACGCGCGAGAUGCCCGCGUCCGACAAGACGGCGCUCGAGUGCGUCAUGGAGGUGGACGAAGAGCGCAUACAGCUGGAAAAGCUGGCUGAGGAGCUAGCCCACUGUGAGGAUGAUGAAUCACAGGAACAAUUGCUUGACGUGUACGAUCGUCUUGAGGACUUGAGUGCCGAUACCGCGGAGGCGCGUGCUGCUAACAUCCUUCACGGUCUUGGCUUCUCGAAGGAAAUGCAGCAAAAGGCUACUAAGGACUUUUCUGGAGGUUGGCGUAUGCGUAUCGCUCUCGCGCGCGCUCUGUACGUGAAGCCUCACCUCUUGCUGCUCGACGAGCCCACCAACCAUCUCGACCUUGACGCCUGUGUGUGGCUCGAAGAGGAACUCAAACAGUAUAAACGGAUUCUAGUACUGAUCUCACACUCGCAAGAUUUCCUGAAUGGCGUGUGCACAAACAUUAUACACAUGAGCAAGCGCCGGCUGAAGUACUACACGGGUAACUACGAGGCAUUCGUGCGCACGCGCAUGGAGCUGCUCGAGAAUCAGAUGAAACAGUACAACUGGGAGCAAGACCAGAUCGCGCAUAUGAAGAACUAUAUUGCUCGGUUCGGUCACGGUUCAGCGAAACUGGCUCGUCAGGCGCAAUCCAAGGAGAAGACUCUCGCUAAGAUGGUGGCUCAAGGGCUCACUGAGAAGGUGGUGGACGAUAAAAUUCUUAACUUCUACUUCCCAUCCUGCGGCAAAGUGCCACCACCCGUUAUUAUGGUCCAGAAUGUGGCGUUCCGUUACACGGACGAAGGGCCGUGGAUCUACAAGAACCUGGAGUUCGGUAUCGACCUCGACACGCGGCUCGCGCUCGUCGGCCCCAACGGGGCUGGCAAGUCCACGCUGCUCAAACUUUUGUAUGGAGAUCUGGUCCCCACCACGGGCAUGAUCCGCAAGAACUCUCACCUGCGCAUCGGCCGCUACCACCAGCACCUGCACGAGCUGUUGGACCUCGACCUGUCCCCGCUGGACUACAUGAUGAAGGAGUUCCCCGAGGUGCGGGAGCGGGAGGAGAUGAGGAAGAUCAUCGGACGGUACGGGCUCACUGGUAGACAACAGGUGUGCCCGAUGCGCCAGCUGUCGGACGGUCAGCGUUGCCGCGUGGUGUUCGCGUGGCUCGCGUGGCAGACCCCGCACCUGCUGCUGCUGGACGAACCCACUAACCACUUGGACAUGGAGACGAUAGAUGCUCUCGGUGAUGCUAUUAACGAGUUCGAUGGCGGCAUGGUGCUGGUCAGCCACGACUUUAGACUCAUCAACCAGGUUGCCGAAGAGAUUUGGAUCUGUGAAAAUGGAGCUGUUACGAAAUGGGAGGGCGGUAUCCUUAAAUACAAGGAUCACCUCAAGUCGAAAAUAUUGAAGGACAACGCAGACAAUGCGGCUAAAAUGCGAAAAUAAACUUACUUUCAAAACCAUCUCAAUAUUUCCCUAACAAAAACAAUUGACUUGAUCAUUUAGAUUCAAUUAUUAUUUUAAGUUAAAAAUCUGACUUUUCAUUACUUUUUUUAAUCCAGCCUGUAAAGGGUCUUAUGAAUAAGACAAAAUUUAAAUCCGCUUGCCAUUGCUUACAAACUUUAACAGUUUUAGAUUGACAUUCAUUUUGAUAUUGAAUGUAUGUGCUAUUCUAUGCCUUUUUUAAUAUGACAUGCAUUUUUUAUGUAUUCUCGUCCUCUGCUUUAAUCAUAUUAUUAAUUCUGUAAAAUUAUUUUACAAGCAAGCGGAUUUUAAUUGCUUUUCACAAUGAUUAUUCACUCAAAAAUUGGCACAAUUACGGCGAAUGUUCGUCGAAACAUGACUUUAUUAAUAAAAACGAUGGGAUAUCGUUUUGAUAUUUGAGAGCGACAUAAAAUCGAGCCUUUAAUUGUUAUAAUUAGAUAGCUAGAUGCACUAAAUUCUCGCUUGCACUGUACCGUGCAAUAUGUAUACUUACAAAUGGUGCACCAGUAAUUGUUAUGUAAUUAGAAAAUUUAGCCUCAAAUAACUUACAAACGAAGCGAAAUAGAAGUAUUAUAAUGAUAGUGAUAUUGUUUGUUUACUGUUAAUGCUAACAACAAUUUUUAGUAAAAUAUAUACACGUUUAAUCGAUUACGUUGUGAGAUACAUAAUAUAGCUAAAUGGGGUAGUAGUCGGUCCGUAUUCUCCCAGUGUUUCUUGUUGAAUGUCAAUAGUGCGGACUUGGUGUGUAUCCAGGUGAAAAAUAAUGUAGUUUAUAUGCAUUAUGCAGUAUCUGAAGUGUUUUUUUCUAAUAAUUUUCGUCAAUUGAUUUCAUUUUGAUUUGAGUUAAUCGUUAAUAUUUCAGUUGAUUUGGUUGAUUGUGAUUUAAGUACAUCUUGAUAUUUUGUCUUCAUUUAUGUGCCUUAUAUUUCAUGUGCUCAAAUUAUUACGCGUAUACAUGUUAUAAGCCUUGUGCGAAUUACAGCAUGGGCCGGCUAUGUUAUAAAGUGAAGCGAACGAGUAGAUCCUAUAUAUUAAUUUAUUGUUCACGUUGGCUCGCUCGGCUGUAAGCUUUGCUUUCCCUUUUGUAUUUUCAGUGACAUUGGGUUUUUGAAAUAUUUUAACACAAUCUUUAGAUACCUAACUAACCACGUGAUUUUGAAAUAAGUAUAUGUAUGUUUUAUUUAUAUUAUUUACAAUACAAACGACUAAAGCAAUAAUAGGUGAUUAGAUAAAUAUUUAUUGUUAAUUCAAAAACCCAGUUGUAUUACUUAUAACUCCGAUACAUCAUUUAAAUAGUAAUUGUAAUUGACCAAUACAGUGUGAUCUAGGAACUAAUUGAUUUAUUUGUGAAUAUAAAUGAUUGUGAUUUCAAUAAAUUGAUCAAACGGU
Messenger RNA from Colias croceus (clouded yellow), 3394 nucleotides. Its product is annotated as ATP-binding cassette sub-family F member 2. NCBI's taxonomy places the organism in Eukaryota, Metazoa, Arthropoda, Insecta, Lepidoptera, Pieridae. The transcript has 12 exons. The record is from RefSeq and is a predicted model, not a curated record. The coding region runs from base 104 to 1966 and encodes 620 amino acids. Gene Ontology annotation, molecular function: ATP hydrolysis activity; ATP binding.